Zea mays is the source of this 1063-nucleotide messenger RNA. RefSeq names its product pop3 peptide. Bases 503 to 826 code for a protein of 107 amino acids. The transcript is spliced from 3 exons. Lineage: Eukaryota; Viridiplantae; Streptophyta; Magnoliopsida; Poales; Poaceae. Gene Ontology annotation, biological process: pollen tube adhesion. The record is from RefSeq and is a predicted model, not a curated record.
ACGCCGAUUCACUCCCUCUCUCGCGCUGGGGCGGAAACUUCUCCCUUGCGUCUUCCCAUCGCGAAGGUCUUGUCCAUGCCGACAGCUAGUUCCCGACGGACUUUCUCGGAGGCGGUCAGCACCGACGACGAGGAGGCUGCGCGGGGAGGCAAGGUCGGACGACCCUCGCCGCCUCGCUGCUCGUCGCGCAGGUAGUCUGCUACUUCUUACACGGUCGUCGCCGAUGUUGGGCUCUUCGAUGGUGCUGCCAUCGACGGUGCAGACUCUCUGCACAGCCACGCCGAUGAGCUCUCCUCUGUCGUCGUGGACAUGCUUCACGAUCCCCUUGCCAUAUGAUUCACGGUUCCUCGCCUCGCGACUGCAACAAGUCGUGGUGGUGGCUGGUGUGCUCUAGGUGCUCGACGAAAGGUCGCGCAGCAAAGUAGCAAACUCCUGCGACCCUACCCACCGCACCUACCAUUCUGGAGAGGAGAGGAACAGAGCCAAGAAACAAGCCCGGAAGAUGGCAGGCGGCGGAGUGGUGAAGCACAUCCUGCUGGCAAGCUUCAAGGAGGAGGUGACGCAGGAGCGCCUGGACGAGCUCAUCCGAGGAUACGCCGCGCUCGUCGGCGUGGUCCCCUCCAUGAAGGCGUUCCACUGGGGAACUGAUGUGAGCAUAGAAAACAUGCAUCAAGGGUUCACGCACGUCUUCGAGUCCACGUUUGAAAGCACGGAAGGAAUCAAGGAGUACAUUGAGCACCCUGCACACGUCGAAUUCGCAAGUGUGUUCUUGCCUGUGCUGGAGAAGGUCCUCAUAAUCGACUACAAACCGACGUCGGCCAAUUAGCGGUAGAACAUGCUCUGUACUGGUUCCUCGGAGGAUCCAGUUUGAUUCUACUCUUUAUUUUGCUAAAUAAACUCGGUCUGCUUUGUCCCUUGUUAAGAAUGAGCUUUGAGUUUUCUGUAGUGCAAUUGUUGUAGCUUCGCAUGUUUUCAUAUGGGAAUUACGUUCCUAAAGACCGUAUUUGCCACUUGGAAGCAGCAAACUGCUUGAACUUCUUGGAGAUUGGACGCUGGUUUGUUU